GCAGGAGCAAAGGUGACUUAGAUGCUUGUUUCUCUGUAACUUGUAAUACCACCAGGCAGGAUUCAUGCUAAAGAUUGUGGAAUAAUGUAGGCUGGAAGGGGCCUUCAGAGGCAGCCGCGACCAGUCCCCUGCCCAGAGGUGGGCUCACCUCAGAGUUACAUCAAGUUACCUGAGAUCUCCUCUAGUCCAGACUUUAACUGGGCUUCCUGAAAGGUUAAUUACAUGUAACCUGUGUACACAACUGAAAGCCUUCUGAGGAAUUUGCCAGGAUGAAGCCUGUCAUUGUGGUUCAUGGUGGAGCUGGCCGGAUCUUUAAAGAACGAGAACAGGGAAGUCGUGAUGGUGUUAUCAGAGCUGCACUGCGAGGUUAUGGUAUCCUGAAACAGGGAGGCAGUGCCUUAGAUGCAGUUGAGGAGGCAGUACGAUCAAUGGAAGAUGAUCCUCAUUUUAAUGCAGGCUGCGGAUCUGUUCUAAAUGAAGCAGGUGAAGUAGAAAUGGAUGCCAUUAUCAUGGAUGGAAAAAAUUUAGACUCUGGAGCAGUAUCUGCAGUUAAAUGCAUAGCAAACCCAAUAAAACUUGCUCGACUUGUCAUGGAAAAGACGAAGCACAUGCUGCUGACUGACCAUGGUGCACACAUGUUUGCUCAGGCCAUGGGUAUUCCUGAGACUCCAGGAGAAAAACUCAUAACCGAGAGAUCCCGGGAGAGAUGGAAGAAGAACCUUGAGCCAGAUUCCAACCCUGAAGAGUUUCAGAAAGACCUCGGAACAGUCGGUGCUGUUGCUAUAGACAGUGAAGGCAAUGUAGCUUGUGCAACAUCUACUGGAGGACUUUCUAAUAAACUGAUUGGCCGUGUUGGUGACACAGCAUGCAUAGGAAGUGGAGGUUAUGCUGAUAAUCAUUCUGGUGCCACUUCAACCACAGGACACGGGGAGAGCAUUAUGAAAGUGGUCUUAGCCCGGCUGAUCCUCUAUCACAUGGAGCAAGGAAUGUCACCGGAGAUGGCUGCUGACACUGCAUUAGACUACAUGAAGACGCGAGUUGGAGGCUUGGGGGGUGUUAUUGUUGUUAACUGUUCAGGAGAGUGGGCAGCAAGGUUCUCCACCAAGCAGAUGUCCUGGGCUACUGUGAAGGAUGACCAGCUGCAUCAUGGCAUUUAUGCUGGGGAGAGGCAUACAAAAUCUGUUGAUGAAGCACUUGCAUCUGAAAGUGGGGGAUUCUGAGAAUGAAGAAACAUCAGCUGAGGAAGAAUGAAGACCUGCUUUUUUAGCUGGAGGAGAAUGACAUUUGAUUUCAUCUUUCUGAAAGAUCUGUAAUCUUUCGAUUGGUUCACAGGCAU
Melopsittacus undulatus (budgerigar) is the source of this 1336-nucleotide messenger RNA. RefSeq names its product asparaginase and isoaspartyl peptidase 1 (gene ASRGL1). NCBI's taxonomy places the organism in Eukaryota, Metazoa, Chordata, Aves, Psittaciformes, Psittaculidae. The record is from RefSeq and is a predicted model, not a curated record. The transcript has 7 exons. Gene Ontology annotation, cellular component: cytoplasm. The coding region runs from base 270 to 1220 and encodes 316 amino acids. Gene Ontology annotation, molecular function: beta-aspartyl-peptidase activity; asparaginase activity.